GACUUUACACCAUACCGGUGUCGGUAAAACGGAGUGUACCAAUGAAGUAUGAGAGAUUGAAGACUGAAACGUCAAACGUAAGAAUAUUUUUUAUUCGAGUUACGUCCAAAAUGGCAGCUACACGAAGACUUCAAAAGGAAUUGGCGGAUAUUCGUGCGUCCGGGUUGAGAUCGUUUAGAGAUAUCGUCGUAGAUGAAGGAAACCUUCUGUUAUGGUCGGGAUUGAUCGUACCGGAGAAUGCCCCUUAUAACAAAGGUGCUUUUAGGAUCGAGAUUACGUUCCCGGCCGAAUACCCCUUCAAACCACCCAAAAUUUCGUUUAAAACCAAAAUUUACCACCCCAACAUAGACGAAAAGGGUCAGGUGUGCCUACCAAUAAUCAGUGCAGAAAACUGGAAACCUGCAACUAAGACGGACCAAGUUAUUCAAGCUCUCAUAGCAUUGGUAAAUGACCCAGAACCUGAACACCCACUAAGAGCGGAUCUGGCUGAGGAGUAUCUAAAAGAUCGUAAAAAGUUCACUAAAAAUGCCGAAGAGUAUACCAGGAAGCACAGCGAGAAGCGACCGGAAUAAGUUAAAAUGUUACAUACAUCCUCAACACAUCAGCAAGCAAAUCCAAAUCACACAACACACACCUACAAAUGUGUAUACUUAAAUUCAUCUAGUUUUUUUCUUUUUUAAUUACCUAAUAUAAACCCAAGGCAAAAAGCUGUCUAGUUGGAAAGCCAAAAACAAAUGAUAAUAAACUCGAACAGAUGAA
Molecule: messenger RNA, 759 nt
Organism: Topomyia yanbarensis
Lineage: Eukaryota; Metazoa; Arthropoda; Insecta; Diptera; Culicidae
Gene: Ubc10
Product: ubiquitin-conjugating enzyme E2 L3
Exons: 4
Coding region: 42-572 (176 amino acids)
Source: RefSeq, a predicted model, not a curated record